Messenger RNA from Aphidius gifuensis, 467 nucleotides. RefSeq lists its product as uncharacterized. The transcript is spliced from 4 exons. The coding region runs from base 101 to 370 and encodes 89 amino acids. The record is from RefSeq and is a predicted model, not a curated record. NCBI's taxonomy places the organism in Eukaryota, Metazoa, Arthropoda, Insecta, Hymenoptera, Braconidae.
UUCAAGGACGUUUAUUUAGUGUUGUUUUUUUUUCUAUCAUCCUGAUUUCAGGUUACCAAAUACUGCCAAGAAAAUAAACAAACAAAAGUCUAAUUAAAAAAUGAUGGGAUCAAAUGGCUGGAAGGUGAUUCAACAACAUAUACCAAUGAUUCGUUUUAGAAAGGGUUUAAUAACUCGUGUAUUUGAGGGUGCGACUACAGCGCAGUCUGCUGUACCAGGGCCGUCAACAAAAUCAACAGCUGGUGGUGCAACGGGACCCGGUGUAAUUGCUCUACCAACAAUUGAAGAUUUUCAAUUACCAUUACGUUAUCAAAGAAGACAAAUUGCUGACUACGAAAUUGCCUACAUCAAUCGUGGUGGUCCAGAUUAAAUCAAACCCAAGUCAUCAAUUAUUCAUCAUGAAAAAAAAAUAAUUAGAAAACACUUUAAUAAAUUAAAAAAUAAACUUAAGUUUCUGUAAAAACAAA